CACCCAAACCCCACUGGCGAGCACUGUUGGAUGAGCCAAACGGUACCUGGGUACAUGAGGGGCUGCUCAUUUUAGCGGGCGGGUUCCUCUGAACCAAUCGCCCCAACGCCUGGCUCCAGAGGGUGCGACAUGCUCCCGAGACCCCCCCUCGCUCCCAAGACCCAAGCGCAACAACAGGCAUUAACGUGUGCUACAACUCCGCAAUAUCCAGUCCAGACCUAAAUCAAAAUUCCGAUAUUGCCUUUUUCCAUAGCACCUUUUUCUCUCGUCACUUACGACAUUUGUCUACUGUCUGUUCUACCAGGUACCACUAGUGCGCGCCAUCUUACCGACAGAAUUACCUACCCAUAAGGUAUCCUGCAGUGUCUUGGAACAUUAUCUCUCAGCCGAGCGGCCGACUUUUGAAAAAGUCCACCUACUACCUGUACCUCUCCCGAUUUCCCACCGCUUCCGAGCACCCCGAGAUAGUAGACCGAAACGAUACAACUGCCAACGGCCCACUGACAUCAUGGCCGACGACCCGCACAACACGAGCGACAUCUCGGACCAAGUCGAGGCGGGCGCUGCUAAGGAAGAUGCCGAGACCACGGCGACGAGAAGAGAGCUGAAGCAGACGUCCAUUUCUGAAAAGGCGGGGCAGCUAUCGACCUCUCAAGACGACAAGAGCGCCUCUGACGAUGAUGAUGCGCCCAAAGAUAAGACGACUACUGCCGGCGCUCGCAAGGUCACGCCGCCAGUGGCCCUUGGUGUCCCAAGCGACGAAACACUGGCCGAGCAGAUCUCGUCUCCCAAGAAGAAGCGAGCGCAUGCCGAGUUGGACGAGAACAAGGAUGUGGCCGAGGCUCCUUUGGAAGGAGAAGGGUCUGCCGCGACCGACAGCAAGAACAACACAGCUGUGACGCUCAACCGUACAAACCGAUCCGAGCCCGAGAAGAAGAGACCACGGGAUCGCCAGGCCAGCGCGUCUGCUGUCAAGAGCGGACAGGAAGAAGUGGAGCCGUUGUCGGCAAGUGCCUCCCCACGAUCGAGCAUGGAGGAGCUGGCUAAGAGCCGACCUGCCAACACUGCUACCGUGCGUUCACCGAUCGAUAAGCCGCAAACUACCUCGACGUCUGCUUUUGCCUCGUCAGGAUUUGCCAAGCUGGGAGCCUCGUCUGCUUCGCCGUUUGCGGCUGCGUCAGGAGCCUCGCCAUUUGCGUCUGCUGGUGCUGGGAAGCCGAGUGUGUUUGGAUCGGCUGGGACGGCUGCGUCUUUCGGGAGCGUUCUUGGUGGAUCUACACCCGCUGCUCCGGCCAAAUUGAACUUUAGCUCGACCUCGACGGCGUCACCUUUUGCGUCGGCGCUUAACGGACAGACUGGCGGGGGGUCGGUGUUCAAGUCGAGUCCUUUUGGAAGUGCCUUUGGUGGUGCUAGCGCUUUGUCUGGUGGUGGUGCUCGGUUGACCAACUUUGGCAAGCCUGGUGAGGCCCUUAAGAGUGGCAAGCCGGCCAAGCCUUUUGGUGCGCCAGAAAGUGACGCGGAGGAGAGCGAGAAGGACGAGGACGGCGAUGAGGAGAAUGGGGAGGGUGCUGGGGCUGAUGGGGAGGAGGAGAACAAGGAUGAUGAGAAGGAAGAGAGUGAGAGGAAGAGGUUGAAGCUACAUAAGAGUGAGUCAUUUUCACGGCCAUUUAUCAUGAAUUCUUCUGGUAACACUGCCUACACAGUCGUGGUCGACGAUGGCGAAAGCUCAGAGGUCACACUCUUCUCCCAACGCGCCAAGAUGUAUGUUAUGGAAAAGGGAGUUGGGUGGAAAGAGAGAGGUGCCGGCAUGCUCAAGGUCAAUGUGCCAAGAGCGACGGUCGAGUUUGAAAACGACGGCUCCCCAGACGCGACCAGCUUUGACGCCUCGGUGUUGGAAGACAAAGACUACAGCGGACCUAAGAACGUACGCUUGAUCAUGCGCCAGGACCACACCCUGAGGGUCAUUCUCAACACGAUUGUGCUGCCAGCGAUGCAGUUCAAGAUUGAGAAGAAGCUCAAGGCGGCGACGGUGUUGUUCACGGCAUUUGAGAAUGGAGAGGCGCAGUUGGUACAGAUGAAGCUCAGUAACGCCAACGCGGAUCUGUUCUCGGACCUGGUGGAAAUGCUAAAGAAGGGCCUUGCAGACGUCUGAAAGGGUUUGAGAUGUUCCUUUCAAUCUAGGUUGUGUAAUUUGAUCUGAACAACCAGGCAGGCAGUCAUGCGACUUUGCGAAUGCAACGACAGCUUUGACGUAUCUUUUUCCCCUUUUUUUUUCGUCCACGUUUUUUUAUUUUAUUCAGCGGCUCACGAUUGGGCAUU
This is a messenger RNA of Podospora pseudopauciseta, 2319 nucleotides long. RefSeq lists its product as uncharacterized. The record is from RefSeq and is a predicted model, not a curated record. The coding region runs from base 509 to 2152 and encodes 547 amino acids. Gene Ontology annotation, molecular function: GTPase activator activity. Lineage: Eukaryota; Fungi; Ascomycota; Sordariomycetes; Sordariales; Podosporaceae. Gene Ontology annotation, biological process: intracellular transport. The transcript has 3 exons. Gene Ontology annotation, cellular component: cytoplasm; nuclear pore.